CUUUGAUUAACUUGCGGGUUAUGCUCUGACCAAGCUCGUUAUUCGCACCAAUAUUUCUCAACAGACAGGCAAUUCCAAAUAGGAAUAUCGUGAAUUUAAUUAUCAGCGUUGUUGGCCAAUGAGAAGGCUUCUCGUUGACAUCACAGUSAAGCUUGUCCGUCGUAAUCGUAAUCCAAAGGAACACUUCACAUAGGAUGAUUACAGAGAUACUUGGCACACCAACUGACGAACUUUAAUUCAAGACUGUAGCUAGUUUUUUGGUUUCUAGUGCAGCCUCGUGUCGAGGUCAGUGUUUCUAAAGUGAUUGAUUCUUUUUUGGUCUCUCGUUUAGUGYUUUGGUUCUGCGUUAUUAGACACGGCAAUGGCUACGGUAGAAGAUUCUAUCUCACCUCCUCUGAUCAUAGCGCCAGCUAAUGUAGCUAGUUUUCCGCGAAGAUCUCGGAUGAAGAAGCCGAUGUCUCGUGUUUCAUUAGCAACGGACCGUUUCUCUUGUACAUCAUUCUUAACCACUGGGAGCUACAACGAGAGCGAGUUAUCUUGGUCUGACUUACCUCGAUGGCGCAGUUUACCGAGUAAUUUGGAAGAAGAAGUCUAUUAUGAUGAUUGCCCAGAUAUCUUACGCGCGUGGUCUAGGUAUAGGCUUACAAACAUGGCACGAAGAUACAAGACUAUGGACUAUAUAAAUAUGAUGAUCGCCUCGCGUAAUGAAAUGAUGAGAAGUGCAGAGAUCGACAUUGGAUCAAAUUUAUCGACAAUGACAAUGACGGGGCUCUCUGUUAGUCGAGAUUUGUUGUUUGAUCGCGAUGACUUUUCUGAACAAGGCUCAGCGAAUGUUACAAGAAGCCCUUCAGACGAUCGACUUUCUUGGUCAGGGCAAAAUGAGGAUAAAAAUACUAGUCUUACUGAAGCGAACUUAAAGGAAGCCUUGUCUCGUGUGUCCAAUGCGGUUUCUUGCGAGAGUCUGAAUAAACGUCAUCGCAAAAUGAAUAAAAUUGAAAAAUGGCUUUUCAAAUGCCGAAGCAGCCCUCAAAACAGCUUUGUGGAUUGAGAAAGAAAUUCUAGGAAUCUCAAGAGAAAAGACUGAAUGAAAGAAAUAAAAUCGCAGCCGCUUGUGCAUGUAUCAUCAAUGAAUGAAUAAAAGACAAAUGAAUUGUUUUCAUCUGCGUAGGCACCUGUUCAGACUGUAUGUUUUUGGAAUCAAACGCUCUGGGAUCGGAAAGCAACGAUUACUAUUAACCUGAGUCUGUUUGAUGAAUAACCAAACAAAGAAAUUGGCUUUUAUACAUCCUUUCAGGGAUUAUCUGUAUGCCAUAUUYAGGGGGAAACUCAAAUAUGAUCCGUAAAUGGGAAAGAAAAUGGUAUGAUCUUGUGCGGUAAAAUACUUUGGUAAAUUCAAAACAUUUAUCAAGACAUUCUAGAAAACAAAUGUAACCUCGCAUGACCRAGCGAGUAGAGGAACAAUAUCCAGUGAAAAAACACAAUGGCGAAAACUACUUAGGAAUUCUAGUACAGCACUAUGAAUAUCAUUAGUGCUUACUUUAUUUAUUUUCCUAUUGUUUUUGGGCUGUAGUUAGGACGCCGAAUGGAAGACUAGAACAACGCGAACGCUCAAAAACGCAUUACUAUGAAAAAAUCGAGCUGAUAUAGGCUCAUAAUGAGAAGAAUAUUAGAAAAUAGUGUCUAGCGCCGCUAUGCACUGACUYAAUCAUCCAUCGAAUAUUAAAGGUUUCAAAGAGACAAUCUUAUCAAUGUUAAUAUCGACCCGGAAGUCAAUCACGAAAAUGACGAUGAUGGAAGUUUUUCGCCCAUUUAUCCAACCAAAUUAUCCAUGUAUUGAGUAAUCUGAGCUGAUGGUCCAACCACGAUUGCUUGUCUGAAGCUACGUCUUGUUGCACACUUGCAGUCUUGAUGGAGAACUACGCUCUUUGUCUUUCGUAGAUAAAGACCUCAAAAGAGACUAAGUUUAAGUCAGCCUUUAAAAUAUAUUUUUGCAUUUUUUUGUCUACGAAACCAUCUGCCUCUUAUUGCAUAAAAUUGAUCAAUAGUCAUAGUAUACAUCAGGUUUAGCCGAUUGUGGAUGAAAAWAAAUUCAUUCCUUUCUUUUCAUGGAUAUGUAUUUCUCAUUCUCUAUAGUUUUUCGUUCAACAAAUUUUUUACAAAUAUUGUAAGGGCUUAGAAGAUACCAAUUAUGAAAAGCGUAUAUGGCAAUGUAAAGCAUCCUGUGAUAUUGAUCCAACACUCUUGUAGGCGCGCAGUCAAAAAUAUUCAAAUAGCAUAAGGCAAACUGCAAAAGAUAAUGAGAACCAAAGAAGCUCUUAGCAAAAAGAAGAAAAUUCGGACUCAUUUACUUGGUUGAUAUCAUCAAAAGUCUCCUUUUCUGAAUUCCAAAUUUUUGUGUGUGAAAGUGGUCCUUUUCACUUCAAUUGUCAGCUGUAUAUUUAAUCGCCUUUGAUCUAGUGUGGUGACAWCGAAGGAAGCAGUUAGUCACACUUGAUGCCGGACUAAUGGAAUAGUGAUUUAUAUUCCUAUAUAGUGAGGUUUAUGACAUGCAGAAUUGAGUGUUCCAGAAACAUUUAGACGCAAGUUGACGCGCGUCAAUCCAUCGGAACAUUCAUACUGUACAGUACUAGUAUACAGCCGCUAGCUAUAGUCUUAACGACUAGAUUUGUAAGUUUUAAGUCUUACAGUGCUUGCUUAAUUCACUUUUUAAAAAUAAUUUUUCCAAGCCAAAUUGAAGUCAAUAUUGUGAUGUAAAGGAGAGGAACGAAUAAAACAAAAGCCAUUUCA
Messenger RNA from Actinia tenebrosa (Australian red waratah sea anemone), 2787 nucleotides. RefSeq lists its product as uncharacterized. NCBI's taxonomy places the organism in Eukaryota, Metazoa, Cnidaria, Anthozoa, Actiniaria, Actiniidae. The record is from RefSeq and is a predicted model, not a curated record.